GAGGGGGGGCGAGCGGCUGAGAAUAGACGGUGCGCUUGUCCUUGAGACAUGACUGCCCCAGGGCUUCCCAUCUAUGUUCCCGGGACAGUCGGAGACCUGAGCGCGUCUGUCUGACGAGAUGCUGGGUGUUUUUGUCAGAGCCGUGCUGCGGCCGGGCUCGGUGAAGCCGUGCCGCCUGAUCCGACCGGCAACGCAGAUCCAGGAGAGGUCCCUGGUGCACCAGGAGGGUUUACCCAAGCUGCCCGUGCCCCCCUUGAAGCAGACAUGCGAGCGCUACCUGGCUACCCUGGAGCCCAUCGUCAGCGAGGAGGAGCUGGAGCACACCCGGGAGCUGGUGCAGGAGUUCCUGAAGGGCGGCGUGGGAGAGCGGCUCCAGAAGGGACUGGAGCGACGGGCGCGCAAGACAGAGAACUGGCUGUCAGAAUGGUGGAUGCAGUCGGCCUACCUGGACUGUCGUAUGCCUGUGGCGGUGUACACCAGCCCGGGGGUUGUCCUGCCCCGAAUGCACUUUCAAGACCGUCAAGGACAAAUGAGGUUUGCUGCCAAACUGAUUGCUGGCGUCUUGGACUUCAAAAAAAUGAUCGACACUGAGACUCUGCCUGUGGAGUAUUUGAGCGGGAAGCCGCUGUGCAUGGACCAGUAUUACCAGGUCCUGUCCUCCUGUCGGAUCCCCGGGCCGAAGAGGGACACCGUUGUCAACCACGCCAUCGGGAUGACGCCUCCCACCCACAUCACCGUGGUCCACAACUUCCAGUUCUUCGUCUUAGACGUGUACAACAGUGACGGCACUCCGCUGACCGUGGACCAGAUCUACAUGCAGCUGGAGAAGAUCUGGAACUCGUCUUUGCAGACAAACAAGGAGCCGAUCGGCAUCCUCACAUCCCAGCACCGCAACACCUGGGGAAAAGCCUAUAACAACCUAAUAAAGGACAAGACGAAUAAGGAGUCGGUGCGCGCGAUCCAGAAAAGCAUCUUCACAGUGUGUCUGGACGCCCCGAUGCCGCGGGUGUCGGACGAGCUGUACCCGAGCCGAGUGGCUGCGCAGGUGCUGCACGGCGGAGGAGCUCGCUGGAACAGCGGCAACCGCUGGUUCGAUAAGACGUUACAGUUCAUCAUCGGCGAGGACGGUACCUGUGGGCUGGUGUACGAACACGCGCCUGCUGAGGGUCCCCCCAUCGUCUUCCUCAUUGAUCAUGUUGUUAAAUACAUGCAGAGGACGGAAAUCGUCCGUUCUCCGAUGGUUCCUCUGUCCAUGCCUCUGAAGCUGCGCUUUAACAUCACGCCCGAGGUCAAGAGGGACAUCGAGAAAGCCAAGCAAAACAUGAACAUAAUGGUUCAUGACUUGGAUGUCAAGGUUCUUAUGUUCGAUCACUUCGGUAAAAAUGUGCCAAAGCAACAUAAGCUGAGCCCCGACGCCUUUGUGCAAAUGGCUCUUCAGCUGGCAUACUUCAGGAUGUACAACACGUGCUGUUCUACUUACGAGAGUGCGUCGUUAAGAAUGUUUCUCUACGGGCGAACAGAUGCCAUUCGCUCCACUACUGCAGACUCAUUUCGGUUUGUCCAGGCAAUGCAGGACCCGGCUAAACAGAACACGGAGAGGCUGACGCUCCUGCAGAAAGCUGUAGAGACCCAUAAAGAAAACACUUACAAUGCAAUUCACGGUCAGGCUAUAGAUCGACACCUGCUGGGGCUAAAGAGGCAGAGCAUUGAAGAUCUGACCUCUAUACCCGAGAUCUUCAUGGACACCUCCUUUGCAGUCGCUCAUCAUUAUAACCUCUCCACCAGCCAGGUCGGCUCCAAAACAGACUGCGUGAUGUGCUUUGGUCCAAUGGAGCCAGAUGGCUACGGAGUGUGUUACAAUCCCAUGGACGAGCACAUCAACAUCGCCAUCACGGCCUUCAACAGCUGCGAGGAGACCAACGCCGCCAGGUUUGCCAGGUCCGUGGAAGAAGCGCUGCUGGACAUGAGAGCUCUCCUGGAAGACACAGCCACGGCCAAGCAGUGAUCCCACGCAUGAGCCCGGCACGGCGCCGGAGCCCCGCGGGGCGCCGCGGGGGGCCGAGCACGAACAGAGUCGUAGCCAGAGCGGCUGGCGGAGCGCCACGCUGGUGUCGGCGCACCAUGGCGAGAUGUGUUACCAAAGGGGCUGCAGGACGUGUAAUGGGUGACUGCUGUUGCACUGCCUUUGAAAUAAGAAGCUAUUCCUUAUUGAGGGAAAUUCUCUAUUUUAAUAUGUCCAGUUAUCUCUAUACAUGUGGGGCUUUAAAAGAAUAUUAUUUGCCAAGAAUUCAAACUUUUUUCUUUUUUUUUUUUGUCCGUUUAUACUUGAGCAGUUCCUGGUGCAAUAUUCAGAAUGGCUUUGUUCUUGUUUGAGUUAAAGAUUUUGAGUGCU
Messenger RNA from Salarias fasciatus (jewelled blenny), 2392 nucleotides. RefSeq names its product carnitine O-acetyltransferase-like. Lineage: Eukaryota; Metazoa; Chordata; Actinopteri; Blenniiformes; Blenniidae. Gene Ontology annotation, cellular component: peroxisome. Gene Ontology annotation, biological process: carnitine metabolic process, CoA-linked. Gene Ontology annotation, molecular function: carnitine O-acetyltransferase activity. Bases 119 to 2005 code for a protein of 628 amino acids. The transcript has 14 exons. The record is from RefSeq and is a predicted model, not a curated record.